AUGCACUACUACCUUACCCGGCCCCAGAGAGACGGUGUAGAUGCCGACGAGUGGAAGCCCGAGUCUGACACCAAGGCAAAGGCCAAUAUCGAAGAGUGGUACCGCGCUGGACGGCUUCUAUUCCCGCGCGAGACCCUUGUAAGCAUACGCGACCAGCUGCGGAAACCGCCGUCCAAGGGAGAUCUCGUCUAUGUGAAAGCACUUGAUGAGUUAACGUAUGAAUAUGUGGUGCAGACAGGGGAAAUGAAAAUGCCGUUGGGCUUCUUUGGCGCUCCCCAAAUAUACUAUACUUCGUUUGACUCCCUCAAGCGAAACACCGAGCACAGUCUCUCCCGCGCAUACUUUCCCGUUGGCCUUGCGCAUCUCCUGCUGCCGGCUGAUGAACAACCAGACCCACAAAAUGUGCAGGAUAUCAAUGCCGGGGUGGAUGCUUUUAAUACUGCCAUGCGCGAAUGGGAGGCUGGUGAUGCAUGGAGGGAAAUCAAGACGACCUUGCUGUCGCUGAAACUGCGUGUUCAGAUCAACAAGAUUAUUGGCAUGGCCAGCGGGCCCUUCGCAGCGACCUCGAAAUUCAAACACACUGAAUGGGAACGCUCACGGCGCCGCUCAGCAGUCCAGAAUGCGUUUAUUGUAUCUCUGAAAAACGCACUCCAGGAGAGUCACCUAGGAGGCGACAAUGUCCAAUGCUAUGCGCAGGAUCCCGCGUACGACGCAGCAGACCUGGCUGUUCUACAGCAGUCCGGCGUCGAGGUCGUGGAGGAUCCAGACGGCUUCCUCCACCUUGACAACGCGUCGUUGCUCUUCUCUUGCAGUCCCAACAUCUGCGUCAAGGAAAUUGUGGCGGAUAUGGCGCGACCACCUAUUAUAAUCUGGACUGACCCCGACUCUCCACGCGUUAUUGAAAUGAUUCGGGCCGAGUACGACAAACUAGCAUGGCCGGAGGAUGACGGGGACAACUUCACUACAAUGGCCAUUUACGUGAAGAAAAACGCCAGGGCGCCCUAG
Molecule: messenger RNA, 1005 nt
Organism: Aspergillus mulundensis
Lineage: Eukaryota; Fungi; Ascomycota; Eurotiomycetes; Eurotiales; Aspergillaceae
Exons: 2
Coding region: 1-1005 (334 amino acids)
Source: RefSeq, a predicted model, not a curated record